ACCUAACCAAGGAAAAACGACAUGGCAGCAAUCGCCUUAUCACCCGUUAUAAGGCUGCGUUGGCGAGUCAUAUAUAUACCUGACUGCAACCGAGGUCGCAACAUCAACGAACAGAGCAAGCAAAUAGCAAAGGACAGAAAGAGAGAGAUGAACGCCUGGGUUCGUUUUCUACUUCUCCUAGUAUGCCUCUUUCCGGUCGUGGUGGAAUGCACUGUUCGGCAUUACACAUUUAAUGUGGUGAUGAGAAAUACCACUAGACUAUGUUCAACCAAGCCCAUUGUGACGGUCAACGGCAAGUUCCCGGGUCCCACUUUGCAUGCUAGGGAAGGCGAUAAUGUGCUGGUCAAAGUAGUCAACCAAGUCAAACACAAUGUUUCUAUUCAUUGGCAUGGAAUCCGGCAACUUCGGACUGGAUGGGCAGACGGGCCGGCGUACAUUACGCAAUGCCCGAUUCAGCCAGGGCAAAGCUACUUGUACAACUUCACCAUUACAGGGCAACGGGGGACUCUGCUCUGGCACGCACAUAUUCUCUGGCUAAGAUCCACCGUCCAUGGCGCCCUCGUUAUCCUGCCCAAGCACGGCGUGCCGUAUCCAUUCCCGAAACCCAACAGGGAAGUGGUUGUCGUUUUAGGUGAAUGGUGGAAAUCGGACACCGAAGCCGUGAUAAACGAAGCUCUCAACUCCGGGUUGGCCCCGAAUGUGUCCGAUGCCCACACAAUCAACGGUCACCCUGGACCCGUCUCCAACUGUUCUUCUCAAGGUGGCUUCAACUUACCGGUUCAAAGCGGUAAGACCUACUUGUUACGGGUAAUUAAUGCUGCACUUAAUGAAGAACUCUUCUUCAAGAUCGCCGGACACAAGCUAACCGUCGUUGAAGUCGACGCCACAUAUGUGAAACCCUUCAAAACGGACACAAUUCUUGUUGCCCCAGGGCAAACCACCAAUGUCCUUGUCACCGCAGAUCAAAACUCCGGUAAGUACUUGGUCGCUGCCUCCCCUUUCAUGGAUUCUCCAAUUGCAGUUGACAAUUUGACAGCGACCGCAACUUUGCACUAUUCCGGCACGCUCGCUAUUGCUCCGACAACUCUCACCAUCCCACCUCCCAAAAACGCCACCCCUGUUGCUAACAAUUUCUUAAACUCCCUCCGUAGCCUCAACUCCAAAAAGUACCCUGCCAUCGUCCCACAAACCGUCGAUCACAACCUUCUUUUCACGGUCGGUUUAGGGGUUAACCCCUGUCCGACUUGCAAAGCAGGGAACGGCAGCCGGGUGGUAGCUUCAGUCAACAAUGUCACCUUUGUCAUGCCUACCACGGCCCUGCUUCAAGCACAUUACUUCAAAAUCGGUGGCGUUUUCACUACCGAUUUUCCGGGGCAACCGCCUCAUGUGUUUAACUACACAGGAGCUCCGCCGUCAAGUUUGCAGACCACCAAUGGGACUAAGGUUUACAAGCUGGCGUACAACUCCACUGUCCAGCUAGUUUUACAAGACACCGGAAUCAUAUCACAGGAAAAUCACCCCCUCCAUCUCCAUGGAUUCAAUUUCUUUGCUGUUGGCAGGGGAUUGGGAAAUUACAGUCCGCAGAAAGAUCCUAAGAAUUUUAAUCUGGUUGACCCGGUGGAGAGGAACACAAUUGGGGUGCCAUCUGGUGGGUGGGUGGCUAUCAGAUUCCGAGCAGAUAACCCAGGGGUUUGGUUCAUGCACUGUCAUUUGGAAGUGCACACAACAUGGGGACUUAAGAUGGCAUUCUUGGUGGAUAAUGGUAAAGGUCCGAAUGAGUCAAUUCUACCGCCUCCGAGUGAUCUUCCGAAAUGUUGAACAGAUAUAGAGAAGAGGGAUUUUCCCAUCCAAGAGGUUAAUGCUUAGGGGAUCAGAUUUGGAUUUGUUUCUUGAGCAGAUGAAAGAAUUUGCUCAAGUAUAUUCAAUAAUUGUAUACGAGCAUUUUGUUUGUUUUUCUUUGCAAUAGAUAAAAAAUUUGUUA
Molecule: messenger RNA, 1981 nt
Organism: Rubroshorea leprosula
Lineage: Eukaryota; Viridiplantae; Streptophyta; Magnoliopsida; Malvales; Dipterocarpaceae
Source: the annotation of a GenBank genome assembly